AUGAAAGAUGUUACCAUAUUUGUUCAAGAAACCUCAAAAAAUUAUGGCACUUACCACUUGGGUCACUUGCUUUUAGAAGAGAUGGUAAGUACAAGCAUGUUAUAUCAGGACACCUUUGCCAAGUUUUUGGAGUUAGAGAAGGUGACAAGGCACUGGGGAAGGGAUAGGACACCUGAAUGUUGUCUUUUUCUUGUUGAGCUGUAUUAUGACUUUGGAUCACGUUCCCCAAACAAGUUCAGGAUGUCUGAUUUCAUGUCAGAAGCAUCAUAUCAUCUUUAUAAGAUAAUCGAAUUGAUAGCUCUAGAUAUCUGUUCCACGUUGAUUGUUUUGUUGAAAAAGAUUGUAGGUGAGAUGAUUGAGAAAGACAUGCAUUCUGAGUGUGUAAGUUUGAUUUCCCCCCUUCUAAUUUCUGCAAAAGAUGUGUAUCCUGAUUUAUUAUAUGUUGCCAUCAAAGAACGUGAUGAGGUUACUUCACUUGAACUGUUAGCAUUAGAUGUUUUAAUUAAAGCAUGUGAACACGCAGAGCCGAUGGACAUUGAGGUUCUUUUGAAUUGUCUCCAACAGAAGCUGCAAAUACUCAUGGUUGCAGUUGGUGUGGAAGAAUGUCAUGCUUCUGAGAAAAUGUCAGGCUUAAAAGUGCUCUCUAUUUCUGAGACAGAAUCAAAAGAAAACCCAAGCAAACAUUGGAAUCAUUUGGUUGAUAACAAAGUGAAGGCAAUAUCUCAAAUUGUCUCGCAGAUGAAGAACCUUAUCCAUCCUUGUGGAAAUUCUGCGAGUCAAAUUUUAUCCUCAAAAGUUGAUGGUUCUAUGGCCACAGUUUCAUUAUCCAAAUAUUCCCAUAGAAGAACUCUGAUAUAG
Molecule: messenger RNA, 858 nt
Organism: Ilex paraguariensis (yerba mate)
Lineage: Eukaryota; Viridiplantae; Streptophyta; Magnoliopsida; Aquifoliales; Aquifoliaceae
Source: the annotation of a GenBank genome assembly